AAUCAAAACACACAUCAAAAUCAAAACCUUCUCUUCUUCUUCUUCUUGCGAGUUGCACCGAAACACUCAACAAAACCAAACCAUCCAAAUUUGGUAAAAUAAAAGAAACCCAAAAGAAGAAGAUCGAAUUCAAGAAAAGAGAUGGAGAAUGGAUCAACGACGAGCACAAUUACCAUCAAAGGGAUUCUGAGUUUGCUAAUGGAAAGUAUCUCAGAGGAAGAAGAAGGAAAGAGAGUUAUAUCUCUAGGAAUGGGAGACCCAACACUAUACUCGUGUUUUCGUACAACACAAGUCUCUCUUCAAGCUGUUUCGGAUUCUCUUCUCUCUAACAAGUUCCAUGGUUAUUCUCCUACCGUCGGUCUUCCCCAAGCUCGAAGGGCAAUUGCAGAGUAUCUAUCGCGUGAUCUUCCAUACAAAUUGUCAGUAGAUGAUGUGUUUAUCACAUCGGGUUGUACGCAAGCGAUUGAUGUAGCAUUGUCUAUGUUGGCUCAUCCUAGGGCCAAUAUUCUGCUUCCAAGACCUGGUUUUCCAAUCUAUGAACUCUGUGCUAAGUUUAGACACCUUGAGGUUCGCUACGUCGAUCUACUUCCAGAAAACGGAUGGGAGAUCGAUCUUGAUGCUGUCGAGUCGCUUGCAGACGAAAACACUGUUGCUUUGGUUGUUAUAAACCCUGGUAAUCCUUGUGGGAAUGUCUAUAGUUAUCAGCAUUUGAUGAAGAUUGCGGAAACAGCGAAAAAACUCGGGUUUCUUGUGAUUGCUGAUGAGGUUUACGGUCAUCUUGCUUUUGGUAGCAAACCGUUUGUGCCAAUGGGUGUGUUUGGAUCUAUUGUUCCGGUGCUUACUCUUGGCUCUUUAUCAAAGAGAUGGAUAGUUCCUGGUUGGCGGCUCGGGUGGUUUGUGACCACUGAUCCUUCUGGUUCGUUUAAGGACCCUAAGAUCAUCGAGCGGUUUAAGAAAUACUUUGAUAUUCUUGGAGGACCAGCUACAUUUAUUCAGGCUGCAGUUCCCACUAUUUUGGAACAGACGGAUGAAUCAUUCUUCAAGAAAACUUUGAACUCGUUGAAGAACUCUUCGGAUAUUUGCUGUGACUGGAUCAAGGAGAUUCCUUGCAUCGAUUCCUCACAUCGACCAGAAGGAUCCAUGGCAAUGAUGGUUAAGCUGAAUCUCUCAUUACUUGAAGAUGUAAGCGACGAUAUCGACUUCUGUUUCAAGUUAGCUAGAGAAGAAUCAGUCAUCCUUCUUCCCGGGACCGCAGUGGGGCUGAAGAACUGGCUGAGGAUAACGUUUGCGGCAGAUGCACCUUCGAUCGAAGAAGCUUUUAAAAGGAUCAAAUGUUUCUAUCUUAGACAUGCCAAGACUCAAUAUCCAACCUUAUAGUUGAUUUCUGAUUUUGGUAUGGUCAUAAAUUAUCCCUAAAUUA
This is a messenger RNA of Arabidopsis arenosa, 1420 nucleotides long. NCBI's taxonomy places the organism in Eukaryota, Viridiplantae, Streptophyta, Magnoliopsida, Brassicales, Brassicaceae. The record is from the annotation of a GenBank genome assembly.